Messenger RNA from Eruca vesicaria subsp. sativa (arugula), 279 nucleotides. Lineage: Eukaryota; Viridiplantae; Streptophyta; Magnoliopsida; Brassicales; Brassicaceae. The record is from the annotation of a GenBank genome assembly.
AUGUCUCAUUCCUUGCUUCAUACGAUUCUGUCCAAGGUAGCAACAAGCAAUCUCCAGGACUUCGAUAGUGCAAGAGUUGCUUUCUCCGGGCUUAGGUCCUUCCAAUUCGGUAAUCCAGAGGCCAUCCACUUGCGAGAUGGUAUGCUGAACUUAGCAUUUAGUGUUGAUGAUAGAGGAUUGGUUCACAACCAUCCUAGUUUUACUCAUGAAUUUGUUGAUCGGAUGUAUCAUAUGAUCACUAGAGAGAUAUUCUCAGGCCAUUGGGCUUCUAAAACCUGA